AUGCCGCCGCCGCAGCAACUUUCCCCGCAGCAGUGGCCAUUUGAGUCGACACAGCAGCUCUCAAAGCAGGGAGCGAGAGAGAGAACUGGGAAGAAACAGCUGGAGGCAGAGGUAGGAGGAGCAGCCAGGUCAGCAUGGAAGCAAGGGAACGAGGAGCUGUUGCCUCAGCAACAGGGGCUUGAGUCGACAUGGCAGCAAUUGAAGCAGGGAGGUCAAGAGGUAACUGGGAAGAAAUCGACACAGCAGGUGGUAUGGAAGAAAGGGAAUGAGGAGCUGCUGUCUCAGCAGCCAACAAAGCAAGGGGGGAUGCAGCCGAUUGGGAAGGCGACAAAGCAGCAGGGGGGAGAGAAGCCGCAAGAGCCACCACCGGUAACUUUUGAGGCGCCCCAAAAGUCGAAGCUGGGGGGAGAAAAGCCAAUUGGGAAGGCGACAAAGCAUCAGAGGGAAGAGAAGCCGCAAGAGCCACCACAAGUGCUGCCUCAGCAAAUACGGCAGCAGCAGAAACUGCCGCCACAGCAGCAACCGCCAAAGCAGGUGGUUAAAGGGGAGGUGGAAGAGGGGACUGGGAAGAAGGCGAUUCAGCAGGUGGGAGGCGCAGGAGGAGAUGCAGCAAGACCAGCAUGGCAGGAAAAGAGUGAGCAAGUGCUGCAACUGCUGCAACAGCAGGGAGUGCAACAGCUACCGCAGCACCCAGAUCAGCAUGCACAGCAGGGACCACAACAUAAGCAGCAGCACAAGCAGCCUGAGGCGCAGCCUCAGAAGCAGACGCAGCAGCAACAGGAGAUGCCUGAGAAACCCCUGCCGCUGGUCCCACAGAAGACACAGCAGCAAGCAUGGAAGCUCCCACAGCCUGCACAGCAGCAUGCAGAGAAAGGGUCAUCACCAGCAGCAACAAGGCCUCAGCAGCAGCAAGAAAAGCAACCUGAGAAGUUACAUACGCAAGUGCAGGGAAGGGGAGCUAUUGGGAGGACGGGUGGGGGGAUGGAAGGCGAGAAAGGAAAGGGGAAGGAAGUUGCUGGUGACCGAGGGGAGAAGGGUGAUAUUAGCAAGGAGGGUGGUAACCACAUGGGAGAAGGCACUGUUGAUAGGGACAGCGAUGGGGAUGUGGUAAUGAGAGACAGUAACUCAGUCGAGGUAGCAAACUUGUUGCAUCUGGAGGAGCGGGAGGACGAGGAAAUAUGGGAACCAGUGGAGAGGAUAGUAUGGGGUAUAGAGGAGGGGGAGGCACGGGGAAGACAGGACAAGACGAUGGAGAAGGUGGUUGGAGAGAGUGGAAGGUCCUUCGAUAGUUGGGCUGCUGCCCUAGAUGCUUCUCCGUAUUCCCCUCCAGCUGCCGCUGUGACUACAGCUCCUGCUGAAGCUUUGGCUUUACCUCUGGCUGUACCUCCUGCUGUAGCGCCGGUUGUAGCACUGGCCGCUCCUCCAGCUGCCUCUGUGAUCAAAGCUCCUUGUGCAUCUCCGACUGUGCCUCCUGCUGUAGCGCCGGUUGUACCUCCUGCUGUAGCGCCGGUUGUACCUCCUGCUGUAGCGCGUGUUGUACCUCCUGCUGUAGCGCCGGUUGUACCUCCUGCUGUAGCGCCGGCUGCUGCUCCGGAUGCCUCUGCAACUCCACUUGUACCUCCUGCUGCAGCGCCGGCCGCUGCACCGGCUGCCCCUCCAGCUGCCUCUGUGACCAACGCUCCUUGUGCAUCUCCGACUGUGCCUCCGGCUGCAGUGACGGCUGCUACUCAGACUGUCACGGCUUCAUCUCCAGUCUUGCUGCUGCUCAAGCUGCCUCUCCUGCUGUACCUCAGUCUGCUGCUCCGGUUGCUACAACUUCCGCUCCUCCUGCUGCUUUGGCUGCCCCCCCAGCUUCCGCCUGUGCUAUUUCUCAAGCUGCCUCUCCUGCUGUAG
Closterium sp. NIES-65 is the source of this 1893-nucleotide messenger RNA. The record is from the annotation of a GenBank genome assembly. NCBI's taxonomy places the organism in Eukaryota, Viridiplantae, Streptophyta, Zygnematophyceae, Desmidiales, Closteriaceae.